Messenger RNA from Rotaria sp. Silwood1, 1338 nucleotides. NCBI's taxonomy places the organism in Eukaryota, Metazoa, Rotifera, Eurotatoria, Philodinida, Philodinidae. The record is from the annotation of a GenBank genome assembly.
AUGUAUGUUGAUGUAAUUUCUGAUGCUAGUAGAUUCGCACCGGGUGAUUAUAUUUUGAUUAAUGUACCUUGUAUUGCGCUAUAUGAAUUUCAUCCAUUCACAAUUAGUACAGCUCCUGAAGAACAAAAUUAUCUUCGAGUACAUAUUCAAGCCAAAGGUAAUUGGACACAACUGCUUUAUAAAUAUUUCAAAGAUAUGUCCGAUAAAUUUGGCGAUAAUGCAUCCGUAAAAAUAUAUCGAGCGGAUUUGAAUGCGAUAAAAGCAAAUGUCGAAGAAAGAAUUGAAGCUAUUGCAUCUACAGAAGAUUCGACAGGUGUUUUCAGUAUAAAUACCACGACGUCGUCACAAUCAGAAUCAUCGAAACAGUCUAGCAAAACAGUGAUUGUCAUCAAUGGACCCUAUUCAUCAUGUGCUCGAUACAUCUUCGAUUGUAAACAUGUAGUUCUUAUCGGUAGUGGUAUAGGAAUCACUCCAUAUGCAUCGAUUCUUUUCAGUCUUAUGGCCAGAUUUCGAACGUUGCGUACAGUUUGCAAAGACUGUCAAGGAGUCACUUAUCAUGGGAAACAUCGCUUGGAGAAUCAUCAUCUACAAAAGGUUGAUUUUAUUUGGGUAACUAAUGAUAUAAAAAGUUGGGAAUGGUUCCUCAAUCUUCUUCAUCAAUUUGAAGUUGAACAAGAUGAAUAUCUGGCAUCGAAUAGGGAUGAACGUCGCUUUCUAGAUAUUCAUCUAUAUUUUACAGGUAAAUCACAAGGUUGCUUUGCAUCUAAUACAACGGUACGCCUAGCUAAUGGAGACUUGAAACAAAUGAGCGAUCUUCAUGUAGGUGAUUUAGUAUUUGUCAAAAAAGAAAAUGAAAUCAUAACUAGUCCGGUCUUAGCUAUUUUUCGGCAUUAUCGAAGUUCAAUUCACUUUGUCGACAUUUAUACAACGAAUUCUAUUAUUCCUCUUCGUUUGACACCACUACAUUCAUUAUUAGUUCUUUCGAAACAUGAUAAACAUGAACGUUACAUAUUUGCAAAAGAUGUCUCGGUUGGUAAUCAUGUUUUCUCAUCGGAUUUACGUCCAUUGGCAGUCGUCAAUGUAAAAGAAACUUUAAUAUCUGAUGACAGUGGCUAUGCUAUUUUGACAUUUGAAGGUAACAUAAUUGCUAAUGAUAUUGUAGCUUCGUGUUACGCAACUUACGAUCAUUCAACAAUGCAUAUGAUUACUACGCCUAUGCGAUGGUGGUUUCUUAUUCUUUUCCAAUUACGCCAAUUGAUCGCAUUCGAUUAUUUGCAACAUUUAACAAGCAAUAUUAUUGUUUCUUUCGUUGAUUUCUAUCUUCAAUCAAUUUAUUAA